UUAGGGAUGCCCUCUGUCUAUUCAUUAGUGACACUCCUUUUAUCACUAUUCAUCAGUUUUAUCUCUGGAGAAACAGAAGUAAAAUUCACUGGACAAACUGAAUUUAUAGUUAAUGAAACAACUACAACAGUUAUACGUCUUGUUAUUGAAAGGACAGGAGAACCAGUGAAUGUCACAGCAAUUGUAUCGAUUCACGGAGAAAACACAGGUGACUUCUUUGACACAUACGCAGCAGCAUAUAUAUCGGAGACAGAAACCAAUCGAACUGUGUACAUUUCUGUAUGUGAUGAUGAUCUUCCAGAGGCUGAUGAGACAUUCAUGUUUUAUCUGACAUUACAGAAGCCACUUCCAGGAGUAGCGCUUGGAUUGCCCCGAGUUGUAACUGUAACGAUUCUAUCAAAUGACAAUGCCUUUGGAAUUAUUUCUUUUGAUAUGCCUGCCUUAAUCAUACUGACUGAACCCAGAGGUGGGAAUGAAUCUGUGCCUCUCACUCUAGUUAGAGAAAAAGGAACCUAUGGAACUGUGACUGUGAUUUACGAGGUAGAAGGUGUUACAGAUUCGCCUGAGGAAGACUUGAACCCUGUAAGAGGAAAUGUCACCUUUCCUCCUGGCACAGCUAUAUUGAUUUAUAACUUAUUUGUUCUUGAUGACCAGAUCCCAGAAAAUGAUGAAUUAUUUAUUGUUCAUUUGAGAAGUGUUGAAGGAGGAGCUGAAAUCAACACAUCAAGAAAUUCCCUUGAGAUUAUUAUUAAGAAAAAUGAUGGUCCAGUGCGAUUUGCUCAAGGUGUUUACAUGGUGCAUGAAGAGGAUGACAUACUAACAAUUCCAGUAGUUCGGGGUAAAGAUGACGCUGGGAACAUAAUUGGACCGAAUGAAAAUGAAGUCUCCAUUCGUUACAUCCUUUUAACUGGGAAUUCAACAGCACAUGCACAGCUCAACUUAGACUUUUUAGAUCUACAGCCAAAUACAAUUGUUAUUUUUCCACCUUUAGUACUUGAAUCUUAUAUUGCAUUCAAAAUCCUUGAUGAUGCCAUACCAGAAAUUGCUGAGACUUUUCAUAUCAUGCUACUUAGGGAUACUUUACAAGGAGAUGCUGUCUUAACAAAUCCAUCCAUUGUCCAAGUUACCAUUAAGCCCAAUGAUAAACCUUAUGGAGUACUAUCUAUCAACAGCCUAUUGUUUACUAAAUCAGUUAUUAUUGAUGAAGAUCAAAUGUUAAGGUACGAAGGCAUCGCUGUUGUAAGGAAUGGUGGGACACAUGGAAAUAUUUCUGUUUCCUGGAUUAUAACCCGCAACAGCACUGAUCCCUCACCUGUGACUGCAGACCUCACUCCAGACUCAGGGGUGUUACACUUUUCUCAAGGGCAGCUGUUGGCAUCAAUUCCUCUGAACAUCAUUAAUGAUGAUUUGCCUGAGGAAGCAGAGCCAUACCUGCUUAGGAUUCUAGCACACACAGUAGAGGGAGGCGCAGAAGUGAGUGAACCCAACGAGCUUCUUUUUUACAUUCAGGACAGUGAUGAUGUCUAUGGUGUGAUAAGAUUCUAUCCUUUGGAGAAUCAGAGGAUAGAAAGCAGCCCAGAUGGACGUUUUUUGUCCCUAAGCUUUGCAAGGCAAAGGGGAACGGUCGGAGAUGUAAGGUUGUCAUAUACAGUUGUAUACAUUCCUGCUGGGACUGUGGAUCCUGACCGAGCUAAAGAAGGUGUUCUAAACAUUUCUGGAAGAAGCUUCCUCUACUUACCAGAAGGGAAAAUGGAGGACACAGUAAAAGUACCAAUAAGAAAUGAUGCAUUUCUUCAAAAUGGGGCCCAUUUCUUCAUACAGCUGGAAAACACUGAAUUGACAAAUAUUGUUCCUCUAAUUCCACCUGUAAGUCCUAGACUUGGUGAAAUCCGAAAUAUCUCCUUAAGAAUUACACCUGAUAUUGCAAAUGGAGAAAUUGGCUUUACCACCAAUCUUCCAAUAAUUUUAGAAGAGCCAGAAGAUUCUAUUUUUGCAGUAAUCUCUGUUCCCUUGCAUCGAGAUGGUACUGAUGGACAAGCCAUUGUGUUCUGGAGCCUGAAACCUUCCGGCCUCAAUGCAAGAGCAGUAACUAUUGAUGAUAUAAGUCCUUUUUCUGGCUCUGUUGUUUUCGUAUCUGGACAAAGUGACACAGCAAUCAACGUUAAUGUUCAUGCUGAUGACAUACCUGAAAUGAAUGAGACUCUGAUGUUGUCAUUAGACAGGAUAAAUGUGGAAAAUCAGAUCUUAAAAUCUGGAUACACUACCCGUGAGUUGAUCAUUCUGGAAAACGAUGACCCUGGUGGAGUGUUUGAGUUUGCUUCAUCCUCCAGAGGACCCUACCGGAUAAAAGAAGGUGAAUCUGUUGAACUCCAGAUUGUUCGGUCCAGGGGAGCCCUUAUCAAACAGUUUCUACAUUACAUUGUAGAACCAAGAGACAGCAAUGAGUUCUAUGGAAACACAGGGAUUCUGGAAUUUAAACCCGGUGAAAGAGAAAUUAAAAUUACUCUGUUGACAAGGAUGGACGGAAUUCCAGAGUUGGAUGAAUUUUACUCAGUGCUACUCAGUAGCCAUGGCGACUCACCAAGUAAGCUGGGAAAUGCUACCAGAGUCAACAUAACAAUUCUGAAAAAUGAUGACCCACAUGGCAUAAUUCAGUUUCUUGAAGAUGGACUGGUAGUAACAAUCAAUGAAAGUAAAGGGGAAGACAUCCAUGCUGCUGUGUUCAGAAUCGUAAGAAAUCAAGGGACCUUUGGCGUUGUGAAUGUUUCCUGGGCAACUUUUCCAGUUUCUACUAAAGACAUCUUCCCAGAGCAAGGAACAGUUUUCUUUGGAAAUGAGGAAUUUUCCCAAAAUAUCACGAUUUAUUCAGUGCCUGAUGAGAUACCUGAAGAAAUGGAGGUAUUCAUCAUUAGUCUUUUCAAUGCUACAGGAGGUGCUAGAAUGGGAAAUAUAACCACUGCAACCUUACAGAUCACAAAAAAUGAUGAUCCAAUUUAUUUUGCAGAUCCUGUUUUAAUAAAGGUCCAUGAAGGAGACGUUGCUAAUUUUGUAGUCAUUAGAAAUGGCUCUGCUGCUGAUGUUGUUUCAGUUUUGUAUGCUACCGUUAAUGGAGGAGCCAGUGCCGAAGAGGGAGACUUCAUUCCUAGUGGGAAAAGUGGAGUGCUCUUCUUUGAUGUUGGAAUAAGAGAGCAGAAUAUAACUGUGUUCAUCAAAGAUGAUGAUAUCCCUGAGACAGAGGAGACUUUUUACAUAAUUCUCAUCAACUCUACAGGAGACACAGUAGUCUAUGGAUCUGGCAUGGCAACAGUAAUAAUAGAAGCUAAUGAUGACCCAAAUGGUAUUUUCUCAUUGGAGACUACUAGUAAAGCAGUGGAAGAAGGCAAGAGCAAUGACUUUUUUGUUCUGAGGCACAGAGGUCACUUUGGCAAUGUUUCUUUGACCUGGCAGCUGUUUGAAAAUGAUUCUGCGUUGGCUCCCGGAGAAGAAUUCUGUGAAGCCUCUGGGACCAUAUGGUUUGAAGAUGGCAUCUGGUCCCAACCCAUAACCCUUCAUGCUAUUCCUGAUAAAAUUCCCGAAUUCAAUGAAUUUUACAUCCUAAAGUUGGUGAAUGCUUCAGGUGGGUUCCCAGGUCCUGGUGGUCAAUUAGCCCAAACCAACCUUUCGGUGAUUGUGAUGAUCCCAUUCAAUGAUGACCCCUUUGGAGUCUUUAUCUUAGAUCCUGAAAGCCAAAACAUGGAGAUAGCAGAAGAUGUUCUGUCUGAAGAUGACAUGUCCCACAUUGCCAACUUCACAGUAUGGCGGCAACAGGGAACUUUUGGAAAUGUCCGGAUUGGAUGGGAAAUACUCUCCAGCAAGUUCAAAGAAGGAUUACCUAUGAUGAUUGAUUGUUUACUGCUUGGGAAAUUUUCAAAUUCAGUGCAGUCACAGCCUCAUAUGAGGCGUCAUCACACUGGAACAGAUGCAUUGUAUUUUAGUGGUGAUGAGGAUGCAUAUGGGAUAGUUGAUCCUGCAUUCCAUGUCAGUAAGAACAGAACACUUAGCAAUUUCACAUUUUCAGCCUGGGUAAUUCCUAGCACUAAUAGUGAAGGAUUCAUAAUAGCAAAGGACAAUGGCAAUGGAACAAUGUAUUAUGGGGUGAAAAUCCAUAUAAAUGAAUCCCACGUUUCCGUAAGGCUUUAUUAUACACCACUUCAGUCUAAUGUGACCUACAUGGCCAGGAUAACAGUUAUGAAAUACUUGGAGGAAAAUAUUUGGUUCCAUAUUUUGAUUACAUUGGAUGAUGGCAUAAUUGAGUUUUUAAUGGAUGGAAGGCCUGUGCCUGGAAGCAUUAAGAGCCUCAAAGGAGAAGCAAUUGCUGAUGGGCCAGGAAUAAUGAGAGUUGGUGCUGGCAUAAAUGGCGGCAGCAGAUACACAGGAUUGAUGCAAGAUGUGAGACUCUAUGAGCGCAAAUUAACUAAGGAGGAGAUCUAUGAACUUCAUACCACUCCAGCAAGGGCUGACUUGCACCCCAUCUCUGGGUACUUAGAAUAUCGACAGGAAGAAAUCAAUAAGUCAUUCAUUGUUUCUGCCAGAGAUGAUAAAGAAGAAGAAGGAGAAGAGCUGUUCAUCCUUAAGCUUAUUUCUGUUCAUGGAGGAGCAAGGAUUUCACAAGAAAAUACAACAGCAACAUUAAGAAUUCAGAAGAGCGAUAAUGCCAAUGGUCUGUUUGGUUUCACAGGAGCAUGUAUUCCAGAGGUUGCCGAUGAAGGUUCUACUGUAUCUUGUGUAGUGGAGCGCACAAGAGGAGCUCUGGACUAUGUUUUUGUGUAUUACAGUAUCUCCCAGGUGGAUUCUGAUGGAAUUAAUUACUUGGUUGCUGAUUUUGCUAACACCAGGGGCAUGAUCACAUUCUUUCCAUUCCAGAGAUCUGAGGUUUUGAAUUUGCAGGUGCUUGAUGAUGAUAUUCCUGAAUUGAAUGAAUACUUCCAGGUGACUUUACAGUCUGCUCUUGCUGGAGAUGGAAAAGUAGGUUCAACUCCAGCUAGUGGAGCAAGCAUAGAUCCAGAGAAGGAAACUACCUACAUCACCAUCAAAGCCAGUGACCAUCCAUAUGGUUUGCUACAGUUUUCUGUGGAGCCACCUCCAGUAGAUGUUGAUAAAAUCAUCUUGCCAGCCUCCAGAGCCCCUCACAUCACUGUCAAGGAAGAAGCAGGACAUGUCAGGUUGCUUGUUGUUCGAGCACAAGGCCUUCUUGGAAUGGUUUUGGUACAAUACAUGACCGUUUCAUUAACAGCAUUCAGUCCUCAAGAUUAUCAGGAAACUCGAGGCACCUUGGAGUUUCUACCGGGAGAAAGAUUCAAGUACAUUAUCAUUAACAUUACAGAUAAUUCUAUCCCUGAGUUGGAAAAGGCUUUCAAAGUGGAAUUGUUUAAUCCAGAUGGAGCAGUUGCUGAACUCUUUAAUGAUGGCAGUGGUAGUGGUGAUGGGGAUUUGGACUUCUUCCUUCCUGCUGUCCAUCAACAUGCUAGCCUGGGAAUAGCAUCUCACAUAAUCGUGACUAUUGAAGCCUCUGAUGAUGCUCAUGGUGUCUUUGAGUUCAGCGCUGAAUCUUUUGCUGUCAGUGGAACUGAACCUGAAGAUAGAAGUGGAACAGUCACACUCAAAGUUCUCAGAAAUCAAGGUGCCUUGUCCCAAGUAACUUUGCAUUGGUUAAUACUGCCAGAUGAUACUGAGGAUCUAGCAGCAACAUCUGGCAACAUAACUUUCAAUAUAGAGGAAACGCAAGCAAUCUUAAUGGUAUGGAUCUUGCCUGAUGAAGUUCCAGAACUGGACAAGAUAUUUUCGGUCUGGAUCACCAAUGUUUCCUGUGGACGUCUAGGAGUUCACAUCAAUGCUACACUGACUGUUCUUGCCAAUGAUGACCCCUAUGGGCUUUUGAUUUUCUCUGAGAAAAACAGGCCAAUAAAAGUUGAGGAAGCGACCAAGAAUGUCACCCUUACAAUAGUAAGACUGAAAGGUCUCAUGGGAGUGGUUAUGGUUACAUAUCGAACCAUCGGUGAUGAGGAUGAGGCAUCCUGUCUGCCGUCCAACAUUGCCAGAGCAACAUCAAAACAAGACUACUUGCCUAUUGCAGGAUUUAUAAUCUUUGCAGCCAAUGAAAGUGAGGCUACCAUAGAGCUCCCUAUUCUGGAUGACAGUGAACCAGAGAAAUCGGAAUCUGUGUUCGUAGAGCUGCUUGGUGUUACUUUGACAGAAGGAGUCCAGAAUCGGCCAAUUUCCAAUUCUCCUCGCCUUGGAUCUACAUGUGAUACAAUUGCUCACAUCAUUAUCAAUGCCAACGAUGAUGCUUUUGGAACACUACAGCUCUCAGCACUGGAUGUGCGGAUAGCUGAACAUUAUGUUGGACCAAUAAUCAAUGUCACAAGAACAGGGGGGAUUUUUGCAGAUGUUUCAGUGAAAUUUAAAGCAGUGCCAAUAACAGCAAUUGCUGGUGAAGACUACAGCGUAGCCUCAUCUGAUGUUGUCUUGCUAGAAGGGGAGACCAGUAAAGCUGUGCCAAUUUAUAUAAUCAACGACAUCAACCCUGAAGUCGAAGAGUCAUUUCUUGUACAGCUGCUCAAUCAAACAACAGGGGGAGCUUUGCUUGGAAGCUUGACUCAGGCAGUUAUAACCAUUGAGGCUUCUGAUGACCCCUUCGGAUCUUUCGUUUUCCAGAUCAUUGAAAUCACCAUUGAAGAGCCUGAGACCAAUGCAGUCAAGGUAGAUCUUCCAGUUAUUCGCAAUGCUGGAACACUUGGCAAUGUGACUGUUACAUGGAUUGCUACUUCUGAUGGGCAACUUGCUGAUAGUGACUUGCAAGCAUUUUCAGGUGACAUACAUUUUUUACCUGGAGAAACCAUGAAGAACUUGACUUUGGAAAUUGUGGCUGACGAUGUUCCAGAAAUAGAAGAGGUCAUCACUGUGGAAUUAUCUCAUGCCUCCAAUGGAGGUACUAUUGGACCAGAUGGAGUGGCAAAUGUUAUAAUUCCUGCCAACGAUAAGCCAUAUGGCAUAGUUUCCUUUCACCAAGCUUUGUAUCGAGUUCAAGAGCCACUGGAAAGGAGCUCAGUUGCAAACAUAACAGUGAAGAGAAGUGGUGGAAGAUUUGGCCAACUACAGAUCUUCUACAGCACUUCUGAAAUUGACAUCAUAGCUCUUGCUACGGAGCAAGGCCUGGAUAUAUUUUCAUACUAUGAAGCUCCGGUGCAGGGGAUUCCGGACCAAAUUCAGAUGACUAGAGUGAAUAUUUCUUUAGCAAAUGACUCCCUGCAUGCUUGUGCAACUCUGUGCCUGAAACAGCAAGCAUGUACAGCUUUUUCCUCCUCCAGUGCCUCUGAACUUCCACUGUGCCUUUGGGUAACAUCCUGGGAUGGUCGAAUAAAUUAUAACUUGGGAUUCUGGACGUACAAGAAAAACCUUACCUCUUUAUCCUCUCUUUUGAGUACACAAGCAAUUGCUGGCAGUGACUAUGACUCUGUUCCAAGGCAUUGGAUAGUAAUGGCAGAAGGAACAGAGUUUGCAAAUCUCACAGUUACUAUCCUUCCUGAUGAUUUUCCAGAACUGGAUGAGAAAUUUAUUGUAUCCCUGUUAAACGUUGCUCUGAUUAAUAUCUCUGCCAGCACUGAAAAUCAACCAGUCAUUGGACAGCCAAACACUUCUACAGUUGUCAUCCAAAUGAAUGGGGAUGCCUUUGGUGUGUUUGUGAUCUACAGCAUCAGUCCCAACACAACGGAAAAUGGUCUGUAUGUGGAAGUUCAAGAAUGGCCUCAGAACUCUGUGCAGUUAAUGAUUCACAGAAUGGAAGGUAGUCUGGGACAGGUGACAGUGGAGUGGAGCAUAGCUGGUGGCACAGCUACCCCAAAUCUGGAUUUCAUAGGUGUUGGGGAGAUCCUGAUUUUUGCAGAUGGCGAAACAAAAAAGACAAUUACACUUACAAUUUUAGAGGACCCUGAACCAGAGGAUGAUGAAAGCAUUAUAAUCAGUUUGAUCAACACAGAAGGAGGCAGUCGUAUUCUACCCAGCUCAGAUACUGUUAAGGUGGUUAUUCUGGCCAAUGACAAUGUCGCAGGAAUUAUUAGCUUUCAGACAGCUUCAAGAUCUGUGGUUGGUCAUGAAGGAGAGCAUUUGCAGUUUCAUGUGGUAAGAACUGCACCAGGAUCUGGAAAUGUCACUGUUGAGUGGAAAAUUGUUGGGCGCCAUCUGGACCAAAACUUUGAAAACAUUUCUGGCAUGAUCUUCUUUUUGGAGGGAUCCCUGAAUGCAACAUUUUCUAUUCACCUGCUGGAUGACCAUGUCCCUGAAGAAAAAGAGGAAUACCAAGUAAUCCUACAGAAUAUAAGAACUGAAGGGGUCAUUUCUACAGGAGCAGCAGUAUUGGACAGCCAAGGGGAUGAAGCAGUUCUGACAGUAGAGGCUAGUGAUGAACCUCAUGGAGUUCUGAAUUUUGCUUCUUCAUCUAGAGUUGUUUUGGUGCAAGAGGGAAACUACACUAUUCAACUCUUCAUUAAUAGAGAAUUUGGAUCUUUAGGUAUUAUCAAUGUCACUUAUACAACAGUUCCAGGAUUUCUUGGCUCAAGGAAUCAAACUGAAGGGAGUUUGGCUGAGCCAGGAGUUGACUAUUUACCCGUAUCAGGGUCAUUGCUUCUAGGAGAAGGAGAAACAUCAGCCACCAUAAAUGUUACUAUUCUAGAGGAUAAUAUACCAGAGAUGCAAGAAUUUUUCCUUGUUAAUUUAACAUCUGUGGAACUUAUCAUACAGCCUUCAACAUCUUUCCCUCCCAGACUCGACAUAGAUGGUUUGGCAGCACAGAUAAUUAUUGAUGCUAACGAUGGAGCAAGAGGAAUAAUUGGCUGGCAAAACAAAAAUUUUGAAAUAAGUGAGUUAGAUGGAAACUUGACAUUAGUGGUAUUCCGGGACAGAGGAACUUAUGGUAAUGUAUCCUUGUUCUUGUACGCUCAGAACUUAGAAGCACAGCAGGGACUGGACUUUAAUAUUUCUUCAAGGAUUCUAUUUUUUGCUGAUGGAGAAAGGUAUAAAUGUGUUGAUGUUACAAUUAUUGAUGAUGAGAUUCCUGAAGGGGAUGAGAGAUUCCAGCUAAUUUUAACUAAUCCAUCCCUUGGACUGGAGCUGGGAGAAAACACAACAGCUUCAGUUACUAUCCUUGCCAAUGAUGAUGGCCACGGUGUUUUGUCUUUUAACAACAGUGAACACUUCUUUCUAAGGGAACAGACAGCUCUCUAUUUAAUGGAAAGUGUUGCAGUACUAACCAUUGUCAGAGAGCCUCCACAGGGGUUAUUUGGAACUGUGACUGUGCAGUAUCUUGUACGAGAGAGAAAUUCUUCUGAAGCAUCUGUAGAUUUGACCCCAUCAGAAGGCUAUAUUGUUCUAGAAGAAGGAGUCAGAUUCAAGACUCUUCAUAUCACUGCUAUACUAGAUGCUGAACCAGAAAUGGAUGAACAGUUCAUUGUUACUCUGUUCAAUCCAACUGGUGGAGCCAGACUAGGCACGAGAACAGAAACUUUGAUUACAGUUUUGCAAAAUCAGGCACCACUGGGACUUUUCAGCAUCUGUCCAGUUACAAAUAGGACUUCUUCUCUUGUAAUUGAAGAAAGCAACACAACAGUCUACUUGAAAGUAUCCCGGAGCAAUGGGGUCAACACAUCAGUGAGUGUGGAAUGGGAAACAAUGUCUAAUACUGCAUUUGGGAUAAAGGGCGGAUUAAGUGUGCUGUCCAUCUUACAAAGUUUUAUGGAAGAACCAAUAUCAAGCUGGUGUUUCUUUUCAACAGGAGAUUUUAUAUAUGGCAUAAAAUUGUUGCAAACACACCCAGCACUGAAUUCUUCAAUAUACCAGUGGCGGGGAGUUUUUGUUCCUGUUGGGGAAUUUAGUAUUGAGGAUCCUCAUCGCUGUACUGCAUUUCAAAUCAAUGGCUCUUCCUAUCUAGUAGUUACACAUGGUGGAAAAAAGCAACAUAGACCUUCAAAUCAUACUAUAUACUUCUUCACCCCUGGAUUCCAUUUACAGCAGAUACAGAGCAUCUCUGUGCCAGAAAGCAGUGAAAUAAAGUAUUUCAGUUUGGACCAUAGGCACUACUUGAUUAUUGCAAGUUACACACCUGAAUCAAAAUCACUCCAGAUUUUCCUCUGGAGUAAUGGGAUGUUUGUAUUCCAUCAUCAUCUCUCUGUGAACGGAGUUCUAAGUAUGGAUCUUUUCUUCAGGGGAUCCACCAUUUAUCUUGUGAUUGUUCCAUCAGACUCCACACAACCUCCUCUUUUAUAUCAGUGGUCAGAUGAGAAAUUUAGAAAGUUUCAUGAAGUGUCAGUCAGUGGAACAACAAAAGUCAAAACCUUGAUUUCUGGAUCUGAUAUCUACUUGAUUUUUGCCAAAGGAUCCAACAACACAUGCGAUGUUUUUUUAUGGGAAACAGGGGAACCUUCCUUCAGACAUUUUCAGUCCAUGUCCACCAGAGCUGUAAAUGAAAUGCACACCUUUCUCCCAUCUUCUGGUUUAGCACAUCUUUUAUUUGGUAGCAAGGAUAACUCAGCUCUUUAUUCUUGGAACUCAGAAAUAAAUCAGUUCUCCCCACUGCUGGAAGCCCCUUCUGCCAAUCAUGUCACCACUGUCAAUGUAAGGUCUCUUAAUUCCAACAAAAGUCUAAUUGUUCUGACUGGCGAUUCAUACUCUUAUGUUUAUGAGUUGACUGCAAUCUCCAACCAGUCAGAUUUCAUACCUAGUUCAGGUGAACUGAUAUUUGAACCAGGAGACAAAGAAUCAGUGAUAGCAGUCAAUAUCUUUGAUGAUGCAGUCCCAGAGGAAGAAGAAUUUUUUAGAGUAUCUCUGAAAAAUCCAAAGGGCGGUGCAGAAAUUGGUGCUAAUGGCUAUGUAACCAUAAUUAUACCAUCUAAUGAUGAUGCUCAUGGGAUAAUUGGAUUUGCUCAGAAAUCUUUGUUUAAACAUGUAGAAGAACUGGAGCGUGACACCUUGAUCACCUUGAAUAUUGAACGCCUAAUAAGUAGCUAUGGGCGAGUCACAGUACAGUGGGAGGCCACUGGGAGCAUUAAUGAUAUAUUUCCAGCUUCAGGAGUGACAACAUUCUCAGAAGGUCAAGUCUUGUCCACUAUCACCUUAACAGUCCUUGCCGAUGUUGUUCCUGAAGUUGCAGAGACAGUGGUUAUAACUCUCACUCAUAUAAGCACUGUUGGAAUUCAGGAUCCCAGGAAAGGAGCCACCAUUGACCAAAACAGAGCAAAAGCUAUACUUAGAAUUUUGCCCAAUGACUCACCUUAUGGUGUUGUGGGAUGGCAUGCAGAUUCUCUCCUAGUGAAAGUGGCAGAACCAGAAGAUCAAUCAACUAUUGUUACUUUGCAUGUUCUCAGAGAACAAGGAUUUGUUGGAGAUAUCAGUAUACAGUUGAUAGCCCAGCCUGUUUUUACACUCCCUCUUGUCAACCAAGCUAUAGAAAAUGAGGAUUACAGACUGGAGAACAAAACUGUUUUUAUGGCAGAGAACACAACAACAACUUUGGUAACUGUGAUCAUUUUGCCAGAUAUUGUUCCAGAAUUACAGGAAAGAUUUGUAAUUAAUAUAACCAGUGUGAAAUUGCUGGACUCUUCUCUUACUGGAGGGCAGCCAACUGUGAAGAGACUUGGUUUAGAAAUAGCUGAGAUAAUAAUCGAAGAGAAUGACGAUCCCAGAGGAAUAUUUUAUUUCAAUGUCACCAAGGAUAUGAGUGGAACAGUGGCUGGUUAUGAGUUGCCUUUUCCUGAUAGUGUUAUAAAGUUACCAGUUGUCCGUAAAGGAGGAAAAUUUGGAUCAGUAAAUUUAUACUGGGAAGCCACACCUAUCACUGCUAGCCUGGAAGACUUUACACCAUCAUUUGGAAACCUUUCCUUUGCUGAUGGACAAGUAUGCAGAGCAAUAGAAAUCACAAUAAUAGAUGAUGACAUUGUUGAAUUUCUGGAGAUGUUCAAUGUCACCUUACUGAGGGUGACAGAUGGUGCUAGGUUAGGAGAGGAUGUCCAGGUCACAAUCACUGUGUCACCAAAUGAUUCACCUGUUGGUGUAUUUGGGUUUGAAGAAAAGGAGGUAAGAGUAAAGGAACCCCAAUUAAUUGGUGACCCUACUGCAAAUGCCUUCCUUACUGUAAGUCGAAGUCAAGGAGGUCAGGGAGAAGUCCGCAUUCUCUGGAUUCUUGAGGAGGCAGCUAAAUAUGAUCUCACUCCUCUCAAUGGGACUCUUCUGUUUGCUGAGAUGGAAUCCCAGAAAACUAUAGUUCUGCAUGCAAUUCAAGAUGGUCUAUUGGAAGGUGAUGAAACUUACACAGUUCAGCUUGUGUCUAUGGAUAACACAGAAAUCUCUCCAAUAAAUGGUAUGGCAACCAUCAUGAUAUUAGGAGAUCAGGGAGCUUCUGGUAUUGUUGGAAUAGCACCUUCAUCCACCCAUGUUCUGAUUGGAGAACCAAUAGGAAAGUAUAACGGGACUGCUUUUAUUGGGAUCGUACGUGGUCCAGGAAUUUUUGGAGAGCUCACAGUUUCCUGGAAUAUAACACCACCAGAGAAGAAGGAAUUUGCUGAGAUAUCAGGAACUUUUACCAUGAAAGACAAGCAGUCUGCUGCUGUUGUAUUGAUACAGGCAGUAGAUGAUCAUGACCCCGAAGAAAAGCAUUAUUAUCAGUUUCACCUAACUGGUAUCAGUGAUGGAGGAAUCAUAAAUGAGUCUGCCAGUACUGCAAACAUCACCAUGGCUGCUAGUGAUGUACCAUAUGGGGUGUUUGCAUUUUCACAGGAACUGUUGCAGACAACAGAAGAAGAAAAAUGGGUUAAUGUCACAGUUGUUCGUUCACAAGGAUAUUAUGGGCAUAUUCAUCUCUGGUAUCGGACACUGAAUGGAACUGCAGUGGAAGGCAUGGAUUUUGCAGUUACAUCAGGACAGCUUACUUUUGAACCCAAUGAGACUAUUAAAACUAUUAACACUGAAAUAUUUGAUGAUGAAAUUCCUGAAGGCCCUGAAGAGUUUUCAGUAGAAAUUACAAAAGUGGUACUAGUGGGAAGUGGAUUUGAUUUCACAAUAAAAGAAAAUGGACUGCAAAUCGACCAGCCCCCUGAGAUAGGAAAUGCUUCAGUAAUGAGAAUCAUUAUAUCAAAAAGUGACAAUGCUGAGGGAAUAAUUGAAUUUGAUCCACUAUAUAUAAGUCUACAAGUGGAAGAGAAUGCUGGAAUGGUAAUGAUUCCAGUAGUGCGAAAACGUGGGAAUUACGGCGAUGUGUCUGCAGAUUUCAUAAGCAGAGGCAUUUCAGCUCUUCCUGAUGGUGUUGAUUACAGUAUUGAAAAUAAAUCAGUCCUUUUUCUCCAUGGCCAAAACCAGAGUUUUAUCAGUGUCUUAAUUAUAGAUGAUGAUGAAAGAGAAAACAAUGAGCAGUUUGAAAUCCAACUUAUAGGUGCCAGUGGAGGAGCAGUCCUUGGGCUCCACCUAGUGGCCCAAGUGACAAUUGCUAAGAGCGAUUCUUCCCAUGGGAUUGUCCGAUUUCUCAACCAAAGUCAAAUAAUUCUCCCUAAUCCUAAUGUGUCAUUGACGCUGUCCUUGGUGCUGGAAAGAACUGGAGGAUUGAUAGGAGAUUCUCAGAUAAACUGGGAUAUUUUGGGACCUAAUUCAAAGGUUGUUUUACCAGCUCUAAACGAUGAUAUUGGUCACCCAGUAAAUGGGUCGUUUUAUUUUGAAGAGGCAGAAGGAGGUCUGAGAAGCAUCCAGUUAGAAAUUUUUCCUCAUGAAGAUGUUGAAGUUCAGGAAACCUUUGUUGUGAGGCUGACUGCUGUAAAGGGUGAAACAGAAGUGGACCCCAACGCUGCUAACGUUACACUAAUAAUUCUGAAGUUUGGUGAUCCCAAUGGUAUUGUGCAGUUUGCUCCUGAAUUCUUAAUCCCAAAGUACUAUGAGGAGCCGUCAGCAUAUGAAGGGCCACUCAGUAUCAUCCUUUCCGUAAAGCGAAUUCAAGGCACCAUGGGAAACAUUACGGUUCAUUGGAAACUAUAUAGUGAUUCUGAUACUACUGAUGAUUUCCUCGCCACUAGUGGCUUUGUUGUCAUUCCUGAUAAGCAAAGGACAUCUGAGAUUGUCAUGUUGUUGUUGCCUGAUGAUGUUCCUGAAAUAGAUGAACAUUACAUGGUACAGCUUACUUCCGUGGAAGGAGGAGCUGAUGCGGAUAUGGAGAGAAGUAUCUCCAGGUUCACUGUUUUUGCAAAUGAUGAUCCUCAUGGAGUGUUUGCCUUGUAUUCUGAAAAACAGUCAGUGUUGGUGGAGAAAGACCUGAGCCGGCUUAUCCAGAUUAAUAUAACUCGGCAUGCAGGGACUUUUGCUGAUGUGAUUGUGGAAUAUCAGAUUUCAUCUUCCAAUGAACAAAGUUUAGUCACAGAAGCUGACACAGUGGGACAACUGCAAAUUAAAGCAAGCUCCAGUUAUGGAGUGAAAACAGUGCCAAUACAUACUGAGGUAUUUCUAUCCUUGGGCUUGAAUUUCACUCUGGAAUUGAAAAGCGUAACCCUAUUAAAUGUCAGUGCCAAAAUUGUGCCUAAAAUAUUAGAGGUAGCAAAGUCAGUCUCUCUGCAAAUCCCCAGUGAAGCUGCCAAUUCUCAGGUUGCCUUUGAUUCUGUUAUUUUACACCUUACAAAUAUCACAGCAGGGACAACCCAAGCUCUUAUAACUCGGAAAGGAGUGUAUGGUCCCAUAACAGUAACUUGGAGCUCUGGGUAUCCACCUGGCCUUAUUCCAGAAUUUGUUCACCUUGGCAAUGUCAUACCAGCUUCUGGCAGUAUUACCUUUUCCCAUGGUGAGCCAAGCAAACCAAUUUUAUUACAUCUUGUUCCAAAUGCAAGUAGUCCUGAGGCAUUUGCUGUGCAUCUCUCAGCUGUGCAUAGCAAUGUAUCUGGUGGGGCUCAUCUGAGCUCUGACUUCACUGUUGCUGAAAUUGAGCCAAUGGGAAUCUUUCAGUUUGCCCCUAGCUCAAGAAACAUGUUAGUAAAGGAGGAAGAACAAACGGUCAGAUUUCAUAUACAAAGACUCUUUGGUUUCCAGAGCAAUCUUACCAAGCUGUUCUAUCAGACAAUAGCAGGAAGUGCCAAACCAUCAGAAGAUUUUGAACCUGUCCAUAAUGGAGAGCUUGUUUUUGGGCCCCUUCAAGUUGACACUGUGUUUGAAAUCAUAAUCAUGGACGAUAACAUUUCAGAAGGAGAUGAAAUAUUUUUUGUGAACUUAACAUCUGUGGAACUUGUAGCUCCCCAGCAGUAUGAUCUGACCCGGAAUCCACGUCUGAACCCAGAGUUCAGUGUUGCAUCAGUAACUUUGUUGGCCAGUGAUAUCCAUCAUGGAAUCCUAAGUCUUGGACCUGCUGUUACUUACGUUGAAGAAGACACCGAUAACAGCGCACCCAACACAGUUCUUAUUCAUAUUAGAAGAACUCAGGGAUUUAUGGGAAAUAUCUCAGUACUUGUUAAAACCUUUGGUGGAAUAAAUGCUCAGAGUGCAACUGGUGCAUUCCCACUUGAAGUGGUCUCUGGAAUCUCAGGCCUAACUUGGGCAACUGAAGGCUUUGAUUUUGAGGAGCUGGACCUGUCUGUGUCAUUGCUGGAUGGAGAGAGAGAAAGCCAGGUCUCUGUCAAAAUUAUUGAUGAUUAUGAGCCUGAAGGACAAGAAUUUUUCUAUGUCAUCCUGUCUGAACCUCAAGGUGGAGCUCAGAUUACAGAUGUCACACAUGAAUAUGGGUUCACAGGUUUUGCCACAGUAAUUAUUAAAGGAAAUGAUCUUCAGAAUGGGAUACUGGGAUUCAAUGCAGAGGCACAAAAUGGCCUCCAACUUGAUGAAGAUUCUGAGAAGAGGGAAGUGCAGCUCAUUGUCACUCGGCAACCAAACAGAGCUUUUGAAGAUGUGGAAUUCUCUUGGCGUGUGACCUUUAACAAGACAUCUGUUGAUCUACAGAAGAAUGGGACGGAUCUAGCAAAUGAACUAAUAGCUAUCAUAGGAGUCGCCACUUGUAAGGCUGGUCAAACACAAUGUGUCAUUUCUAUUGAGAUCAAGCCUGAUAAUGUACAUGAAUUUGAGACCUAUUUCUUUGUGGAGCUCUACAGAGUGGGUGCAGGAGCGAUGUUAAACAAUAGUGCCAGAUUUGCCUACAUAAUAGUUCCAGAAAGUGAUUCUCCUAAGGGUCUGAUCUACUUUGCUGUGGGGUCGCGUCUGGCUGUGGCUCUUAAGAAGACAACUUUAAUUAGUCUCCAGGUGGUUAGAGAUUCAAGCACAGCAUUCACCAGCUCAGUUGACUAUAAGACUCAGGAGCUGUUGAGGCCUGAAGCUCUUGGACGCAUAAUCAUAUCACCAGCCAUUUCUGGACAAGAUUUUAUCCAGUCUGAAGGGACAAUAGUCUUUGAACCUGGGCAAAGAAUUGGUGUUCUGGAUAUAACUCUCACUCCCAAGCCUGUGUCUCUGAAUCCAUUUCCUAAACGUUUCCAGGUUGUGUUACUCAAUCCUACUGGAGGUGCCAGAGUGGAUGACAUCUAUGGCACUGCUAAUAUCACCAUUGUAUCUGAUUCCAACUCCCAGGCAAUCUGGGGUCUGGCUGAUCAAUUGUACCAACCACUUGAUGACACCAUUUUGAAUAAGGUGCUCCAGUAUUUAAACAUUAAAGUAGUGACAGAAAGUACAGAAGAACAACUUGCUGCCGUGAUGCACAUCAUAAAUAAGGUAAUAUCGGAAAGCGAAAAGCAGCCAUUGACUGAUAAAAACCGAAGCCUUUUGUAUGAGAUCCUCUGUGCGCUUAUCAAUCCAAAACGCAAAGAUACUCGAGGCUAUAGCUUCCUUGCAGAUAUUACUGAGAAAUUUGCCUUUUCUCUGCCUGUUGGUGAAAUGUGUGGAUCACAGGGUGAAAGAGGCAAAACCAUCCUUGAUCAUUGCCCUUAUAUUGUAAUCAUGGCACAUCACUGGUAUCCACAGCAAAUCAAUGGGCACCGAUUUGAUGGAAAGGAUGGUGAUUUCAUCAGAGUUCCUGAACAUUUGUUAGACACUUCUGCCUCAGCAAAUUCUAAAGAGAACCACUGUAGGUUCAUCCAAGUCACUGAGUAUAGUAGCCAGCAGUGGUUUACAACAGGUGAUAAAGGAACUGCCCUUAACAAUAAGAUUUUUUCGCUAAGUCUGAAGAGUCAGAUUCCACUUUUACUAGAAGAUGACAAUGUGGUCACCUAUCGGAUUUAUUCCACAGACAGCCAAAUUGUUCCACAUAAGUCUUUAUGUCUUCUUUGGAAUCAGGCUGCUGAAAGCUGGUUGUCUGACAGUCAGUUCUGUAAAGUGAUGGCUGAUUCCUCCGAUUACGUGGAAUGCUCUUGUUCACACAUGUCUAUUUAUGCAGCCUAUGCACAGACAGACAGCUUGUCUUCUUACAAUGAAGCUUUUUUCUCCUCUGGUUUCAUCUGUAUUUCUGGUUUCAUCUUGGCUAUUUCUUCACACUUCUUCUGCACCAGAUCUACAAUGUUUGCAGCUAAACUUCUUACUCAUAUGAUGGUUGCUUGCCUGGGCACUCAGAUUUCCUUUCUGGCCUCAGCUUAUACAAGUCAGCAACUGUCAGGAGAAAGCUGCUCAGCUUUGGGCUCAGUCACUCACUACCUCUACCUUUGCCAGUUCACUUGGAUGCUUAUUCAGGCUGUUAAUUUCUGGUAUGUCCUGGUGAUGAAUGAUGAGCACACAGAUCAACGCUAUUUGAUGUUUUUUCUUCUGGGUUGGGGUCUUCCCGCUUUUGUUGUGAUUCUACUUUUAAUUAUCCUGAGAGGAAUCUAUCAUCACAGCCUGUCACAGAUCUAUGGCCUGGUCUACCACGAUCUGUGCUUUAUUCCAAAUAUUUAUGCAGCUCUUUUUACAGCUGUACUGAUCCCACUAGUGUGUCUUGUGGUGGUAUUUGUGGUAUUCAUCCAUGCCUAUCAAGUGACACCCCAGUGGAAAGCAUAUGACGAUGUAUUCAGAGGAAGAACCAAUGCAGCAGAGAUCCCACUUGUUUUGUACCUGUUUGCCCUCAUUUCCAUCACAUGGCUAUGGGGAGGACUUCACAUGGCAUACAGACAUCUGUGGAUGUUGGUCUUCUUCGUCAUUUUCAAUUGCCUACAAGGUCUUUAUGUCUUUGUGGUGUACUUCAUUCUACACAACCAGCUCUGUUGCCCUGUAAAAGCAAGUUAUACAGUUGAAAUGAAUGGACAUACAAGUUCAGGUUCUGCAUUUUUCACUCAUGGCAGUGGCAUGCCUUCAGCAGGAGCUGAAAUCAGCAAAUCUACUCAGAAUCUCAUUGCUGCUAUGGAAGAGAUGCCAACGGACUGGGAGAGGGCAUCACUGAGGCCCAUCAGCCAGGCCAGUGCUGUAUUUAAGCAGAGCCCACAGAAUGGCAGUGCCUAUGCAACAGCAGGAGGCUUCAGCAACAGCUCCUUGGUGGCUGAUGAAGAAUCACAAGAAUUUGAUGAUCUAAUAUUUGCUUUGAAAACUGGUGCGGGCCUCCAUAUCAGUGACACCGAGUCCUGCCAUGGCAGCCAGGAUGGAAGCACUCUGGUUAAUUCCCAGAUAGUAGAGCUGAGAAGAAUACCCAUAGCAGACACUCACCUUUAGGACCAGCAUCUUUUUAAAAAAAUCUAGCUUUCAUGUUUUUGUUUUCUUUUGCACUUAAACACACACACAAACACCUCCAUAUACAGUUGAUUAACAUAAUGUUAUGAAUUACAACUGGACAAUUAACAAAAAAAGGAUGAGGAGGGUAAAUACAAGUGGAAACCCAGUACAUUUCUGCAGUGAGCUGUUGGCUUAGAUUUGAAUCCCUUAACAUAGAUGAGCAUAUUCCAUUGUGUAGACUAGUUGUUUGUUUUUUAAAUGAGUCUAUAUGUGUAUGCCUGUUUUAAUAAAAGUU
Messenger RNA from Pogona vitticeps (central bearded dragon), 18937 nucleotides. The record is from RefSeq and is a predicted model, not a curated record. NCBI's taxonomy places the organism in Eukaryota, Metazoa, Chordata, Lepidosauria, Squamata, Agamidae.